Messenger RNA from Aspergillus fijiensis CBS 313.89, 463 nucleotides. RefSeq lists its product as uncharacterized. Lineage: Eukaryota; Fungi; Ascomycota; Eurotiomycetes; Eurotiales; Aspergillaceae. The transcript has a single exon. The coding region runs from base 87 to 329 and encodes 80 amino acids. The record is from RefSeq and is a predicted model, not a curated record.
AUGGCAUUGGUGCAUGAAAAUCGAGGUACCUGGAACAGAGAGUUUAGUGGUAACGUUAAGCGAUUUCUCCAGGCAAGAGAUGAAUUAUGAACUUGAAUGAGCGUUGGGGGUGCAAUGGAAUGAGUUGGCUUCUCGUAUAUCAUUUUCGAGGUGUCCAUAUUUUUUUCCCCUUUCCUCUUCUUCUUUUUCUUCUCUUUCUUCCUGGCAACUGCAGCCGUGUUGUGAUACAUCCAUGCGAUAGAUCUGUGGGGCUGCCAUCCUCGCCACGGGACAACGCUACUAGUCUCAAUGAAAGUGAGUGUACGGAGGACAGACGAAACACCGGGUGAACAACAAGGAACACUAUUGUGUUCAGCUGCAGGUGUGAUCGGGACGGGGCGUGCCGGCUAGCAGCUUGGUUGGUUGAUGGAAGGGUUGGUCUGAUACAUUUGGAAGAAAGAAGAUUUAUUCAUUUGGCUUGAAU